Molecule: messenger RNA, 1092 nt
Organism: Anisakis simplex (herring worm)
Lineage: Eukaryota; Metazoa; Nematoda; Chromadorea; Rhabditida; Anisakidae
Source: the annotation of a GenBank genome assembly
AUGACCAAACGUAAUCCUAUUGUUGAGUACGACGAUUUGAAUUCGGAAUUCGAUUAUGGAAGUGAAAUUGAACGCGAGAAGAAGAAAGCCAGAAAGUUGGGCAAAGAUAACGAUCUAGGCGGAUUUCGAAAGUCGGACGCUUUCGUCGGAUCAGCGGACAGAUCACGGUCGAGAGCUGCGUUCGACGAAGCGCAUGCUCAGAUUGAGAGGCAAAAGCGUCGUUUGAUGACGUUGGACGUCUAUUCAAGACAUAAAGAACUGAUCAACAAUUAUUUUUUGUAUUAUCCGGGUGCUACGAAACGUUUACAGCGCGACUGCAGCAACGACAGAACUGAUUUUGACGUGUUGAAAGAAAGGUACAGAUUUUUGUGGGACGAACAAGAGCUGAACGACGCAGCAAACCGUUCGUGGGAGUUCAAAUUGGCGAAGCGUUAUUAUGAUAAAUUGUUCAAAGAGUACUGUAUUGCCGAUUUAACGUUCUACAAGAAAAAUAAGAUUGCAAUGCGAUGGCGAGUUGAAAAAGAGGUGAAAAGCGGUAAAGGACAAUUCGAGUGUGGUAAUAAACAUUGCCCGAAUCGAGAAAGUCUCUGCAGUUGGGAGGUGAACUUUGGUUAUGUUGAAGACGGGCAAAAGAAAAAUGCUUUGGUAAAAUUACGUCUGUGCCCUGAGUGUUCUGCAAAAUUGAAUUACCACAGCCAGAAAAAGCGAGUGGAAAAGAAAAGCAAAAAACCGAACAGACGAGAAAAAUUGCGUGAAGGAUCUCUAUCAACAACCGGCGAACCAUCUGCUUUACCAUCAUGUUCGCAAUCAGAACUGCGGAAGUCCCGGAAAAAUUCAAAGUCCGGCGAGAAUGAUGGCAGUGGAAAUAUGGUUGAAGAAACGUCUGAAGAAGGCAAACAGUUGGAUGGUGAGGAUGGAAACGGGCAAAGUGAUUCGCAGCACUCCACUAAAACAUCAGAUGAAAAAGCAAAAGAAGACGCGAAAAAGUUGUUAGAGAUCUGGAAGAAACCCGGAGAUGCGACGGCAAUAUUAGAUGAGAAACGAGCAGAAGAAGAAGAUUUGGAUGCGUUUCUGGAUGAGAUGUUCAUGUGA